Molecule: messenger RNA, 1311 nt
Organism: Saitoella complicata NRRL Y-17804
Lineage: Eukaryota; Fungi; Ascomycota; Saitoellomycetes; Saitoellales; Saitoellaceae
Exons: 3
Coding region: 249-1139 (296 amino acids)
Source: RefSeq, a predicted model, not a curated record
GACAUCGACUGGUUCUUUCCUGUAAGACAGUAAUGAAUUCAACACACAAAACGAACUCUGUUUGUUACGAACUCGGUAUACAUCGAAAACUCUAUCAUCCACAGUGUUCUGGACUGACCCGCUCUUACAUAACACCACCAAAAGAAAAAAGGGGGUGGUAGCAUUUAUCCAGCAUAUACUCCCUAUCCUCCUUGCAAUUGGAUUAACUCAACGCUCGUUCAUCGCUUGCUAUUGAGAGAUAAGGAAUCAUGGGUGGGUGUAUGUCAAGAUCGGCAGAUACGGUACAGGAUGGACAAGGACACGAUACACGAGGGCGACGAGAGAGUAUGAGGCGAGGGAGUGAGAGAUCCGUGAGGCGGAAUCCGCAGGAGCCGCCGAUUGGAGGCAACCGCCCCUACCACCCCCAUCCAAACAAAUCCUGGACCUCGCCCCUCCCCCUUCCCCUCCCCGACCUCCUCCUCCAACGCCUCGCAUUCUGGGAAACAGCCCCAACCUACGAAGGCCGCGAACACAUCUGGCGCCUGUUACGAACCGUCGUCGAGGAUAGUGGGUUAACGUUGACCGAGAAACAGGGCUUGUUGGAUGCGGAGGGAAUGGUGCUCCCGACGGGGGACCUGUUGGACGGGGCAUAUGAUCGGACGGGAGUAAGGUAUCAGGUUCCGGUGUAUUGUUUGGCAGAGCCGACGAAUUUGGUUGUUGAGGUGGUACGAGCAGCGCCACCGGUGGCAUCAUCACCGACACAAACACAAGCGUCAUCACAAACCUCGGCGGGGACAUCGCCGUCUCCACCCCCCUCACCCACGAAACCAAUCCCAACCCCAACCCCAGCCCUAGCCUCAACCCUCCUCGCCUCCGCUACAGUAAUCACGACCCCCGCCCCUACCACCCCCACAACCACGACUUCCACACCCACCAUAACCCUCACGAUCCGCUUCUCAAACUCCCUCGGCGACACGACCCUCACCAAUAUCCCCGAGACUUACACAGCUGCACAAAUCGCCGAAGCGGCUUUGCAACAACAAGGGUUGGAGGGGAGGGUUGGUGCGAUUUUGUGUUUGGGGAGACGGAUGGAGGGGGGCAGGGGGGUUAGGGAGCAGGGGUGGAGGGAGGGGGUUGUUGUGCAGGUUAUGGUUGUUUAAGAAGCUCGGAAGGGACGGUGAGAGCAGAGAACGUCGAGGCUAUGCUCGCGAAGAACUUCACGGAGGAGGAAAGAGCAGGGACUCUUUUGAUGAAGCGGGAUUUAGCGGGCGUUUCGUUUAUGGGUAUAUACCAAUUGGACAUUUUCGUUCGUACACAGCCAAUCGUGCACCA